UCUUUCUCUCUCUCUGUAUUUAUAUGCCAUCUCUCGCUCGCUCUCUCGCUCUCUCUCUCACUCUUCUCUAAAGCGACUCCUUACGUAGUCUCUCUCUAAAAAUAGAGACUCCUCCAGAGGGAUAGUAGGGAUGGGUUGCACGGCCUCGAAGCUGGACAACGAGGACACCGUGAGGCGGUGCAAGGAGCGGCGCCGCCUCAUGAAAGACGCCGUCUGCGCCCGCCACCACCUGGCCGCCGCCCACGCCGACUACUGCCGCUCCCUCCGCAUCACCGGCUCCGCCCUCUCAGUCUUCUCCUCCGGUGAACCCCUCGCCGUCUCCGACCAAACCCCCUCCGUCCUCCUCCGCACCCCCUCCUCCCUCUCCCACUCCACCUCCAUGCCCCAACACCACCACAACAACAACAGCAACAUCAACAUCCCCCCCUCUCCCUCCCCUCCUCCUCCACCACCGCCUCCUCACUUCUCCACCGCUCCUUCCCCCACCAUUGCCAGCUCCAAACUCCCCCACAUCCUCUCCGCCUCCAGCAAAUCCUCCUCUCGCCGCCACCACCAGCAAAGAAAACCCAUCAAACUCCCUCACAUUCUCUCCGAAUCGAGCCUCUCUUCGUCCCCACGAAGCCACAACCCAGCUCGAUCACCCCCAAACUACACAUACAACGCAAAUCCCACCUAUUCAACCACUCCCUCUCAAGCUUCUUCCGCUUGGAACUGGGAAAAUUUCUACCCUCCUUCUCCUCCCGAUUCUGAAUUCUUCCAACGCCGCCCCAACAACAACAACAACAACGAUGAUGACAAAGCCUCAACCUUCUCUGAAUUCGACAAAGCCUCAACCUACUCUAAUUACCAAAAUCACCACCAUAAGCACCAAAAUCACAACCACAUCGAUGUCGAUGAUGGAGAAGAGACGGUGGUCAGAGAGGAGGUUCAGUACAGCGAAUGGGACGACCAUUACAACACCACCACCUCGUCCGAAGAAGACGAUGGAGAUGAGGACAGAGAUUCCAGAUCUGAAAUGGGUACACAGUCGAAUUUCGGAUCAUCGGUACACAACGAACCCAGAGCUCAGCCGCCUGCUGCUGCGGCGCCGAAGUACUCUAAGUCUGAAAAGUCCGACGAUGCGGGUUCUUCCGCCAGCUGGAACGCCGCCGGCAACGGCGGCGCCGACAUGAAAAUGGUGGUCCGGCACCGAGAUCUAGCGGAAAUCGUGGCGGCGAUUAAAGAGUACUUCGACAAGGCCGCUUCGGCCGGAGAGCAAGUUUCCGAAAUGCUCGAGACGGGUCGCGAUCAAUUGGAUCGAAGUUUCAGACAAUUGAAGAAGACUGUGUAUCAUUCGAGUGGGGUUUUCAGUAACUUGAGUUCGAGCUGGACUUCGAAGCCUCCAUUGGCAGUUAAGUACCGGUUUGAACCGGGUUCAAUUGAUGAGCCGGGCGGUUCUAAGAGUCUCUGUUCUACAUUGGAAAGGCUAUUGGCUUGGGAGAAGAAACUCUAUCAAGAAGUGAAGGCUAGAGAAGGUGUGAAUAUUGAGCAUGAAAAGAAGUUAGCUGCCCUACAAAGUCAGGAGUACAGAGGGGAUGAUGAAGUGAAGUUGGACAAGACAAAGGCCUCUAUUAAGAGGCUACAAUCGUUAAUUGCGGUCACGUCUCAGGCCGUUGCCACCACCUCCUCUGCCAUCAUUGGUCUGAGAGACACUGAACUUGUCCCGCAGCUUGUUGAUCUUUGUCAUGGGUUCAUGUACAUGUGGAAAUCAAUGAACCAAUUCCAUGAAGUUCAGAAUCACAUUGUGCAGCAAGUGCGAGGCCUUGUGAACAGAUCAACAAAGGGCGAGUCUACCUCUGAUCUGCAUCGACAAGCAACUCGUGACCUUGAGUCUGCUGUCUCAGCCUGGCACUCCAGUUUCUGCCGCCUAAUCAAAUUCCAAAGGGAUUUCAUUCGCUCCCUCCAUGGCUGGUUCAAGCUGACCAUCCUUUCCGUCAACAGAGAAGAAACCAACGACAACAACAGAGAACUGUCCGAGGUGUUUGCCUUCUGUGAUGAGUGGAAACUUGCCCUUGAUCGUCUCCCAGACACAGUCGCAUCCGAAGCCAUCAAAAGCUUCAUCAACGUCGUUCAUUCAAUAUCUCUGAAACAGACAGAGGAAGUCAAGAUCAAGAAAAGAACGGAGUCUGCAGCAAAAGAGCUUGAGAAGAAAGCUUCAGCUCUGAGGAGUAUAGAAAAGAAGUACUACCAUUCGUACUCCAUGGUUGGCAUCGGGCUUCCUGAUACUGGACCUGAUAAUGGCCAUGCCUUAGAUGCUCGAGACCCACUUGCUGAGAAAAAAUUAGAGCUUGUGGCUUGCCAAAGGCGAGUGGAAGAUGAAAUGUUGAGGCACUCUAAGGCUGUGGAGGUGACCAGAGCAAUGACGCUGAAUAACAUUCAGACCGGCUUGCCAGGAGUUUUCCAAGCCAUGACCAGUUUUUCGGCCUUAAUUAUGGAGGCACUUGAGACAGUGUGCGCGCGAUCUUACGCGAUUAAAUAGAUCAGAACCUAGUAGUCUUAAUAGUAAUGUUAUUUUUUAUUUUUGUGUUUUGGGUAAGUUGGAGAUGGUGAGUGGACUGGGACUAUGAACCAGUGGGCUUUUGUUUUUUUUGUUAAUUUUUGCCCCCUUUUUGUUUGUUGAUGUGUAGAUAUAUGGAAUUUUUGAGGUUUUGUCAUAUCCUUUUUUGUUAGUUGGGGAAGGGAAAGGAAAGGAAGGGAAUGGGAAUGUAUGUUUCUGUACAGGAAAUUGCUUGGCAUUGUUGUAUGAGAAUGAGAGGUUUCACUUUUUCAGCAAUGAAUAAAUGUCCUUUUUUGUGAAGUGAAA
This is a messenger RNA of Camellia sinensis, 2842 nucleotides long. Its product is annotated as nitrate regulatory gene2 protein. The record is from RefSeq and is a predicted model, not a curated record. Lineage: Eukaryota; Viridiplantae; Streptophyta; Magnoliopsida; Ericales; Theaceae.